Molecule: messenger RNA, 801 nt
Organism: Eublepharis macularius
Lineage: Eukaryota; Metazoa; Chordata; Lepidosauria; Squamata; Eublepharidae
Gene: IL18
Product: interleukin 18
Exons: 6
Coding region: 66-662 (198 amino acids)
Source: RefSeq, a predicted model, not a curated record
UCGCGCGUGGGGACGGGCUGGUGCAGACGGCUUCGGAGGCUGCGGCUGCAGGAGACAGAGUAAAGAUGGAUGCUGGCCGAAUUCGCAUGUUUCCUGUGCAUUUUGAAGACGGCACACUCUCUUUCCAAGAUGAUGACGGCCUGGAACCUGACAACUGGAGAAAAUCUAAAAAUUACUCAGAGCCACAAAUCUUCCGAAACAUAGAGAAUUACAUUCUCAUAGUGAAACCGGAAAAUCAGAUGGCAGCAUUUGAAUACAUGGCAGACGAGGACAAGAAUGAUGAGUCUGGAGUCAAGUUCACCAUCCACACUUUCGAGGACACUGUGCCAAGAGGGCAGACAGUGGCUCUGACCACCAGAACAAACGGCGAGACUUACUACAUGCAUGUUGAGAAACAAGAAAAUGGAGACAUGAGGGUGUCAUUUAAGGCAGGGAAUCUCCCGGAACGCAUUUCAGGAGACGCCAGCGCCAUCAUCUUCCUCCAAAAGCCAUUUACAGAAGGCAAUGACAAAUUCUUCCAAUUUGAAUCCACAUUGGAGCGGGGUUACUUCCUUGCCUUUGAGAACGGUGAAGGUUACCAUACCAGGAGACUGAUCAUGAAACGAAUAGCCACGAAAGAUGAGGUGGAUGAAACCACCAAGCUGUCCCAUUCCUCGAACUAGCACUUUCAGCCAGGGACUAGAAAUGGUUCGUUGCACUUUCCUCCAGAUUCAGUUGUGUCCUUGUUCAACAUACCCAAGUGUGUGGGGGGGCACUAAAAUUAAAAUCUGUACAAGACUGAUUAAAGUAUCUCAAACUAUA